Ipomoea triloba (trilobed morning glory) is the source of this 747-nucleotide messenger RNA. RefSeq names its product methyl-CpG-binding domain-containing protein 9-like. The transcript has 3 exons. Lineage: Eukaryota; Viridiplantae; Streptophyta; Magnoliopsida; Solanales; Convolvulaceae. The coding region runs from base 1 to 747 and encodes 248 amino acids. The record is from RefSeq and is a predicted model, not a curated record.
AUGGAACUCGGCGACUCGCCUCGUUCGAACUCGGAGACAACGGGCUCUGAUGUCGCAAUCGAUCACAAUGGAGUAUUCACGGCUUCUGCCUCCACUGAUGAAAAUAUGAAUAUGGCUAUUAGCGCCGAGAAGUUAGUUAGGAGCUUCCACACAAGCACCAAGCUGCCUUCUGGCGCUCCGGCGGAGCUUCCCCGGAAGUUGAACGGUUCAGCGUGUGAGGCAUGUGGGCGCCCCGAAGCCGAGGGUUGUGUGGUUGUAUGUGAUGGCUGUGAACGUGGAUUUCAUGUCGGUUGCUUGGGAAUGCUGGUGGGAGAGGCCAUCGAGUUGGAGGAGUGGAUAUGCGGGAAGUGCUCUGGUUGUGGAGUGCGGAGUAAUCGGUGGAAUUUGGGAUGGAGGAACAAAAGGAGGCGCGUAGAUACUGAUUCUGUUGUGGAUAUAACUGGAACGCCUAGGAGUGAAGGGGAAGGUCAGGGCUGCAAGGAUUCAUUGCUCUUCAGAAAGCACAUUCCAGGUGAUAAUCCUUUUGGUGGAAAUCUAUUCGGGCUACCUGUGGAAGUUACAAACUUGCAGCAUUUUAAUAACAGUUUUGGCUCUCAGGAAGCAACUGAUACUGUAAAACUCCAGUUUGUGCCCCCAAGUUUGGGAGCUGUAGAUUCCUGUUUGAAAGGCCUCAAAGGUGAAAAUAAUAGUACAACCAUGGGAUCAUCAACUAAGGAUCUGAGUGAGAUGUUGGCAUGUGGAAUUUGA